Paramecium primaurelia is the source of this 879-nucleotide messenger RNA. Lineage: Eukaryota; Ciliophora; Oligohymenophorea; Peniculida; Parameciidae. The record is from the annotation of a GenBank genome assembly.
AUGGAAAAUAACUAAGAACCAGAACCUCCAAGUCAUUUCUAAAUUUGGUAGUCUAUUUUUUCUAUUUAUAAUAGGCUAACAUUUAUUGAAAUGGUAGCUGUGUUAGUUUGCCUUGCUAAUAACAUGGACAAAUUACAUAGUAUGAAAAAUAAGAAUCUGAAAUUUUGGUUUCUGGUGAGUAUGAAUGCAUCGAGUGCAUUCAGGGGUAUAAGUCUCCUUCUAAUAAUGGAAUAGCCAUAAGGCAUAUGGUUAGACUUUCUAUACACAGCACCAAUCCUAUUUUGGAUCCAAUCUUAUAUCAUAUUCAUUGGACAUCUAGCCAUUUGCAUAAGUGUACUAGCUAAUAAGGAUACUAAUAUCAUUCAGUACUCCAUAUACUAUAGCCCUGUUUGUCUAGGUAAGUUGUUUAUAGACCCUUAGUCUUAUCUUAUGUUUACUUUUUACUUAAGGAUGGAUUCUUGGAAAGAGUGUUAAUUCUGUAAUUUUUACUCUAUGCCGCACUUAUUAUUGGAUGUUUAUACUUUAGCAAUAAGUUAUUUUCUGAUGUACUAAAACUUAACUAUAGCAGCUAGAAGAUGAUGAUUGGAUCGUACCUUUCCUUACAUAAGUCAAUAAAUUGAUCUAAACUAUAUCAAUAAGUUUGGCACUUAGAUUACUUAUUUUUUUUCUAAUCUUUGCAAAUUAUGUUUAAUUGAACAUAGAUUUAAUUCUUAUAGUAUUUUUCCUAAUUCAAUUAAAAUUUAGGAAGUAUUUAUUGGAGAAUUAGUUCCAUAUUAUGCUUUGACAUUUUUCAAAAUACCUCCUCCUCGGCAUGACAAUGAUUCCAGAGCAGGAACCUAGUUGGAAUUACAAAAUUUAGAAGGGCCACUAUUGAAAUGA